Messenger RNA from Folsomia candida, 1044 nucleotides. RefSeq lists its product as uncharacterized. The coding region runs from base 1 to 1044 and encodes 347 amino acids. Lineage: Eukaryota; Metazoa; Arthropoda; Collembola; Entomobryomorpha; Isotomidae. The transcript has 2 exons. The record is from RefSeq and is a predicted model, not a curated record.
AUGACCAAGAUUCGACAAGCAGCCAGCAGUUCCUCCAUUGCUCCAGCACAACUAAUUGCCAACGAAAUUAGACAAAUGCCAGCUGCAAGUCAAGGUCACAUGCCCCUGGCACAUAAUAUAAAACGAGGUAUACGAAAGGUCAGAGGCGUGACCACUGGGUCACUUAUCGUUCCUUCCAAAAGGGAGGACAUCAAGUUGCCUGACUCCUUUAAAAUAACUUCAAACAACGAGAAUUUCCUGGCAUUUGAUAGUGGGUCACAUGCGGAUCGAAUAAUGAUCUUCUCGACUGCCCGUAACCUAGAAUUUUUAUCUCAGUGCAAUGUUUGGCUUAUCGACGGAACUUUCAAAUCUUCGCCCGUUCUUUUUGACCAACUUUUCAUACUACACGGGAUGGGUAAAGAAAGCACAUUUCCUCUUAUCUAUUGCUUGACUCCCAAUCGAACAUCCGGCACAUAUAUUCGUCUUCUUUCGGAAAUCAAGAAACUUCAGCCUAAUUUGGACCCAACAACAAUACUGGGUGACUAUGAGAAAGCCUCAAUAAGGGCAAUGGAGGACAUCUUUCCACAAGCAGAGAAAAAUGGUUGCUUUUUCCAUUAUUCGCAGUGCAUAUUUCGUAAUAUCCAAAAACACCCGGAUAUACACAAUUUGUACAGCAAUGACUCGAACUUCUCACUUAUGAUGAAACACUUAAGGAGCUUAGCAUUUGUUCCCCCUGACGAUGUGGUUAUGUCGUUUGACCUUCUCAUGGAAGAUGAAUUCUUCACAACGAAUGAAAUCAUGUUGGCCGAGUUCAUUAACUACUUUGAGCGCACUUGGAUCGGGCAAUGGAACCGUGGCAGGAAUGUUUGGUUGGAGCCUAUAUUCUCUAUAAAAUUGUGGAACUGCUUUCACGCAGUUUUACAAGGUCUUCCUAAGACAACAAAUGCGUGCGAGGGAUUUCAUCAUGGCUUCGCUACCCUUUUAGGUGCAUCCCAUCCAACUAUUUUCAAACUUAUACAAGGGCUCAAGGAUCAACAAACAUUGACCGAACUUAAAAUGAAUUAA